AUGACCUGUGCCCUCCUCUCCCGGCUGCUGCUGCUCCUGGCCCUGGCCGCCCCCUCCCAAGGCCACCACUUGGGCCCCAAGUCUCGCCUGCGCUAUUCCAGGUUCCUAGAUCCAGCCAAUGUCAUGUUCCUGCGCUGGGACUUUGACCUGGAGGCCGAGGUCAUCAUGUUUGAGCUGCAGGUCCAGACGGCUGGCUGGGUGGGCCUGGGUGUCACGAAUCGCUACACCAACGUGGGAGGCGAUCUGGUGGUUGGCGGGGUCUUGCCUGAUGGCAACGUCUAUUUCUCGGAUCAGCACCUGGUGGAUGAAGACACCCUGACGGCGGACGGGAGCCAGGAUGCCGAGCUGCAGGGGCUCACAGAAGAUGCUGUCUACACCACCAUGCGUUUCUCCCGGCCCUUCCGUUCCUGUGACCAUCAUGACCAGGAUAUCACGAGUGACACAGUGCGUGUGCUAGCUGCCUAUGGCCAGGAUGAUACCUUGAAGUUGGACCGGGAGCACAUCUUUGUCAAGUCCAUCUUCCUGCUACAGAUUAUCCACCCCGAUGAUCUUGAUGUCCCCGAGGACACCAUUAUCCAUGACCUGGAGAUCACUGACUUCCUCAUUCCAGAAGAUGACACCACCUACGCCUGCACCUUCCUCCCUCUGCCCAUCGUGAGUGAGAAGCACCACAUCUACAAGUUCGAGCCCAAGCUGGCCCACCACAAUGAGACCAUGGUGCACCACAUCCUGGUGUAUGCCUGCGGCAAUGCCAGCGCCCUCCCCACCGGCAUCAGCGACUGCUAUGGUGCUGACCCGGCCUUCUCGCUCUGCUCGCAGGUUGUCCUAGGCUGGGCCUUGGGCGGCACUAGCUACCAGUUCCCGGAUGAUGUAGGCAUAUCUAUCGGGACCUCCAUGGACCCCCAGUGGAUCCGGCUGGAGAUUCAUUACAGCAAUUUCUACAACCUCCCUGGCAUCUACGACUCCUCUGGGAUCCGCAUGUACUACACCCCGCGGCUGCGCAGACACGACAUGGGCGUCCUGCAGCUGGGCAUCUUCACCUUCCCCAUUCACUUCAUACCCCCAGGCGCCCAGUCCUUCAUAUCUUACGGGCUGUGCAAGACGGAGAAGUUCGAGGAGAUGAACGGGGCCCCGUUGCCCGACAUACAAGUGUAUGGCUACUUGCUCCACACCCACCUGACAGGCCGGGCUCUGCAGGCCGUGCAGUACAGAAAUGGUUCCCAGCUCCGAACCAUCUGUAAAGAUGACUCCUAUGACUUCAACCUGCAGGAGACUCGGGAUUUACCUGCUCGCGUGGAGAUCAAGCCUGGAGACGAGCUGCUGGUGGAGUGUCACUACCAGACGCUGGACCGAGACUUCUUGACUUUUGCGGGGCCCAGCACGGUCAAUGAAAUGUGCCUCAUCUUCCUUUUCUACUACCCCCGGAACAACAUCUCCAGCUGCAUGGGGUAUCCCGACAUCGUCUCUGUGGCCCGUGAGCUGGAGGAGGAGGUGUCUGACUCCAUGGAGGCCAUGAUGGCCAUGAACAAUGUCGAGUGGACCCCAGAGAACAUUAAGAAGGCAGAGAAAGCCUGCAAGGAGGCCGAGCAAACGGUGAUCAUAAAGACGAUUGACGAGGUGGUGGGGAACACCACAGGCUGGAUCCCCGACAUUGUCCCUAUUCCCCGGGGUCCCUGCUUGGAGUCCACCGGGGGCAAGGUGGAGCCCCACGACAAGAACCCUGUGGGCUUCAGGGCCAUCCCCCUGGCCCUCUCGGGUGCCAGCAUGGCUGCCCCCAGGAUCCUCCCCCUAGUCACCCUCCUGUUUGCACAGGGGACCCUCUUGUGGCUCUUAGCUUCCCUGCAGAGUAGAGACUGA
This is a messenger RNA of Trichechus manatus latirostris (Florida manatee), 1857 nucleotides long. Its product is annotated as putative DBH-like monooxygenase protein 2. Lineage: Eukaryota; Metazoa; Chordata; Mammalia; Sirenia; Trichechidae. Gene Ontology annotation, cellular component: secretory granule membrane. The record is from RefSeq and is a predicted model, not a curated record. Gene Ontology annotation, molecular function: dopamine beta-monooxygenase activity; copper ion binding. The transcript has 13 exons. Gene Ontology annotation, biological process: norepinephrine biosynthetic process; octopamine biosynthetic process; dopamine catabolic process. The coding region runs from base 1 to 1857 and encodes 618 amino acids.